AUGCAAAACGAGCGUGCUAUCGGCGCCUUGGCAGGCGCGAUUGCAUGGGCGGUCAAGGUCGGGCUGGUCUCUGGCGAGCUUCUGGUCAACCCCUCGCCGCAGCAGGCGGCGCUGAGCGAGCUGUCGCUCACGUACGCGGGCGCGAGCGGCGGCAGGGCGCUCAUGGUGGAGGCGGCGGGCGACCAGGCCGAUGUAUUGGACGGCCUGCGGCUGCAGGGCCUGCUGCCGGACCUGACCGCCUCGGGCGGCCAGGGCGCGUCGGCGCCGCGGGAGAUGUACUCCGAGGCCGACGCCCUGCGCGCGCUCGACGCGCUGCAGAGCCGCGCGCUGCGCGCCGGGCUCCUGUCGGGCGCGCGCCGCCCCGACGGCCGGCGCGCCGGCGAGCUGCGGCGCGUGUCAGCUGCCGCGGGCGUGCUGCCUCGCGUCGUGCACGGGUCGGCGCUGUUCGACCGCGGGGAGACGCAGUGCCUCGCGGCGGCCACUGUCGCACCCGAGCGCGAGGCGGUCGCGGCGGACGCGGCGGCCGCAGCGGCCGCGGCGGCGGCCGUCUCGCUGUCCGCGCCGCUGCCGUCGGCGGCCACGGCGUCGGCCAACGCCGCGACGGCCACCCUCGCGUCCGUCGCGACGCCGAGCGCGCCCGCGACUGCGCAGGCCGGCGGCGCGGCCGCCGCGGGCGCGGCGGCCGGCCAGGAGGUGCGCGCGGCGAAGCGGCUGCUGCUGCACUACAGCUUCCCGCCCUACUCGACUGGCGAGGUCGGGAAAGCCGGCGGCCCCGGGCGCCGGGAAAUCGGGCACGGCGCGCUCGCGGAGAAGGCGCUCGCGCCCCUGAUGCCGGGUUUGGACGCGUUCCCCUUUUGGGCGCGCAUCUCGGCCGAGACCCUCGGCAGCAGCGGCAGCAGCAGCAUGGCGGCGGUGUGCGGCGGCGCGCUGGCGCUGCGGGCGGCGGGGGUGCCUCUGGCGGAGCUCGGGGCGGGGGUCAGCGUGGGGCUGGCGGUGGAGCGGCCGCCGCAGCUGGAGCUCCUCGAGGCGCCGGGCUCCGCGCCGCCGGCCGUCUACUCGCCCGGCGGCGGGGCGCGGGUUGACUACGGCCGCAGCGUCUUGUUGACCGACAUCCAGGGGAUGGAGGACCACCUGGGAGACAUGGACUUCAAGGUGGGGGUUUGGGGUUUAGGGUUUAGGGCUUAG
Molecule: messenger RNA, 1185 nt
Organism: Monoraphidium neglectum
Lineage: Eukaryota; Viridiplantae; Chlorophyta; Chlorophyceae; Sphaeropleales; Selenastraceae
Product: polyribonucleotidenucleotidyltransferase
Exons: 4
Coding region: 1-1185 (394 amino acids)
Biological process (GO): mRNA catabolic process
Cellular component (GO): cytosol
Molecular function (GO): polyribonucleotide nucleotidyltransferase activity; 3'-5'-RNA exonuclease activity; RNA binding
Source: RefSeq, a predicted model, not a curated record